Messenger RNA from Lingula anatina, 416 nucleotides. Its product is annotated as isoleucine--tRNA ligase, mitochondrial-like. NCBI's taxonomy places the organism in Eukaryota, Metazoa, Brachiopoda, Lingulata, Lingulida, Lingulidae. The record is from RefSeq and is a predicted model, not a curated record.
AGUUUGCAGAAAAAGCUAUCAAAGUUCAGACAGCAUCAUUUGAGCAGUGGGGAAUAAUGGCAGAUUGGUCUAAAGGGCGCUACUUCACCUUUGAUAAAGACUAUGAAGCCAACCAGUUGACAGCAUUUUAUGACAUGUUUAAAAAGGGGUACAUUUACGAUGACUUCAUGCCUGUCUAUUGGUCCCCUUCUUCCAGAACUGCCUUGGCUGAAGCAGAGCUGGAGUACCAUUCAGAUCACAAGAGUACUGCAAUAUACCUGCAGCUUAAAGUAGCACACACCUCCACUGCUCUUACCACACUUUUAGGCAGCUGUCCUGAUAACUUGUUUGCUGUCAUAUGGACCACCACCCCAUGGACUCUACCUGGCAAUGCUGCAAUCUGCUACAGUCCACAGCUCAGGUGGAUUGAACCAUAG